GGAAUAAUACCCCCUCCCUGGUUUCAAGACCUCCAACCACCACCGAUGAGACAUUCUUUGUGUUCAAAUGUCUGGCUGACGUCUGAUGCUUAAAACAGCCCAUGCUUUCACCCCUCUCUGCAUUGUCAUAACCCUGUAUCACUACUCUUAAAAGGAUAUCGCAGCCACUCUGACAACCAGUUGCUGACCAAAGAAGCCAGCCAGCCCAACUGCCCGUGUCCCUGCCUGCCUCGGGCUGCCUUGAAUGCCUGGUUCUUCACGUUUUCUGUUCAUCUGACAAACGCAGCCAUGUCUACCUUUGGCUACAGGAGAGAACUAAGUAAAUAUGAAUCCAUCGAUGAGGAUGAACUGCUUGCUUCCCUGUCAGCCGAGGAGCUGAAGGAACUGGAGAGAGAGCUGGAAGAUAUCGAACCCAGUCGGAAUCUACCAGUGGGACUAAGGCAGAAAAGUCUGACAGAGAAAACCCCUACUGGGACAUUCAGCAGAGAGGCAUUGAUGGCCUACUGGGAGAAAGAGACCAAAAAGCUUCUGGAGAAAGAGAGGCUAGGGGAGAGCGACAAGGUACAAGAAGACAAAGAGGACAGUGAGGAAGAACUCAUCUUUACAGAAAGCAACAGUGAGGUUUCCGAAGAGGUUUAUACUGAAGAGGAAGAAGAAGAGGAAGAAGAGGAAGAAGAAAGUGAAGAAGAAGAAGAAGAAGAAGAAGAUAAAGAAGAAAGGAAGCCCAAAGUCCUGGAGGGCUUUCAGGGAUCUCCGAAUUGUGAACAAAGUCGUUCUGAUAGCCCUAAACCAAAAACGUUUAAGAGUCAAGUAGAAAAUAUAAACUUAACUAAUGGCCACAGUGGCCGAAACACCGAUUCACCUACUGCCAUGCACCCUUGUGGAAAUCCCACUGUUAUCGAGGAUGCUUUGGAAAGGGUGAAGAACAAUGACCCCGAUACCACCGAGGUCAAUCUGAACAACAUCGAGAACAUCACAACUCAGAAUCUAUCCCGUUUUGCCGAAGCCCUCAAGGACAACACGAUGGUGAAAACAUUCAACCUGGCCAAUACGCGGGCUGAUGACACUGCAGCCAUUGCCAUUGCAGAGAUGCUGAAGGUCAACCAGCACAUAACCAGCGUCAACAUCGAGUCAAAUUUCAUCACAGGGAAAGGGAUUCUGGCUAUCAUGAGGGCCCUGCAGCACAACACAGUUCUGACAGAACUGCGGUUUCACAACCAAAGGCAUAUCAUGGGCAGUCAGGUGGAAAUGGAGAUUGUCAAGUUGCUGAAGGAGAACACAACGCUGGUGAGGCUGGGCUAUCACUUUGAACUCGCUGGACCAAGAAUGAGCAUGACGAGCAUUUUGACAAGAAAUAUGGACAAGCAGAGGCAGAAACGUAUGCAGGAGCAAAAGCAACAAGAGGGGUAUGAUGGGGGAUCCAACUUCAGAACCAAAGUUUGGCAGAGGGGAACUCCUGGCUCGUCACCUUAUGCCUCCCCUAGACAUUCUCCCUGGUCAUCUCCAAAGCUGCCUAAGAAAGUCCAGUCUGUAAGGAGUCGACCUCCAUCUCCUGCGGCUCCAUCUCCACCUCCUCCUCCACCGCCACCACCACCACCUCCUCCUCCUCCUCCUCAUGUGUCACCACUACCUCCUCCUCCUCCUCCUCCCCCUCCUCCUCUCCCAGAGAAAAAGUUAAUAACCCGAAACAUUGCAGAAGUUAUCAAACAACAAGAGAAUGCCCAAAGGGCAUUGCAAAAUGGACAGAAAAAGAAAAAAGGGAAAAAGAUCAAAAAACAGCCCAACAAUAUAUUGAAGGAGAUAAAAAAUUCGUUAAGGUCAGUUCAAGAAAAGAAAGCAGAAGAAAGUUCACGACCCUCCACUCCACAGAGAUCAGCUCAUGAUAGCCUCAUGGAUGAAAUUCGGGGAAGCAGCAUAAGACAAUUAAGAAGGGUGGAAGUACCAGAGGCUCUUCGAUAAAGCAAGAACUAGAGAAGAAUCCAAGCAUCAUUUCAUAGAGAGGAUGCCGCAUCGUUCAAUGGUAUUCAAUAGACUGAAUUAUGCAGUGUUUCCUAAAUACACUCAUCAAUUUGAAACAUCCUUUCCCAUUCUAAACAUCAGCACCCAAAUAUCAUCUCAAAUAGAGUUUUACAAAAUCAGCAUCCUUCUUUUGUAAAUAUGGAAAUAAAUAAAUCUUUUUUUAUUUAA
This is a messenger RNA of Gracilinanus agilis (Agile Gracile Mouse Opossum), 2187 nucleotides long. RefSeq names its product leiomodin 2 (gene LMOD2). The record is from RefSeq and is a predicted model, not a curated record. Gene Ontology annotation, cellular component: striated muscle thin filament; myofibril. The transcript is spliced from 3 exons. Gene Ontology annotation, molecular function: tropomyosin binding. Gene Ontology annotation, biological process: myofibril assembly; pointed-end actin filament capping; muscle contraction. NCBI's taxonomy places the organism in Eukaryota, Metazoa, Chordata, Mammalia, Didelphimorphia, Didelphidae. The coding region runs from base 289 to 1959 and encodes 556 amino acids.